Messenger RNA from Hemicordylus capensis (graceful crag lizard), 3955 nucleotides. It is a transcript of the gene GLMP, whose product is annotated as glycosylated lysosomal membrane protein. The transcript is spliced from 6 exons. The record is from RefSeq and is a predicted model, not a curated record. Bases 71 to 1282 code for a protein of 403 amino acids. NCBI's taxonomy places the organism in Eukaryota, Metazoa, Chordata, Lepidosauria, Squamata, Cordylidae. Gene Ontology annotation, cellular component: lysosome.
CUCUUUCUGAAAGAACCGGAACGAUCAGCUGCCGCGCAUCACGUGACCAGAGCCACUCGCGGGCAGCAACAUGCUGGGGCUGACCGGCAGCUGGGUCUCCCUGUCGCUUCUCUGGCUGCUGGGCGCCUUGACCGGCGCCGACCCAGCGGGCUAUCGGAGGAAGGUCUCGCUAGACUACAACCCCGGCUUGAACAGCUCCUCCGUCAACCUCCUACACAUCCGUGCUGUGGGUCAGAAUGACACCCUCCAUUACGUCUGGAGCACCAUCGGGGCGCCCACCGUGCUGCUCGUACACACAGCCAGCGGGAGCAGUGCUCUCCGGGUCAACUGGACCAAGCUCCUCUCCCCCUCGCCCUCGGGAGCGAUCCGGGUUGAGCCUGCCCACAGCAUCCUGUACUCCAAGGCCGUGGUCUUCACCAAGGUGUUUGAAUUCAACGGGACCAACUCAUCGGAUCUCUCCAAAGCCCGGGAGGGUCAUUUCUACCCAACCUACGAUUUGGCCAACUUCACUUGGGACAGCCUUGACAGCACGAUGAAUGAGACCACCCUGACGGCGACGUUCCGGGGCGUCGGCUCAGACCCGCAAGGAACUUUCAGGAACGGCAGCCUCUCUUUCCGGGUGACGGCUUAUGAAGAGAGCCGCCGCGACGACCCCCUCCCACGCCUCUUGCACACAGCGAACAGCUCCAAGGUGGAGUUCAUCCUGCACAAGGUCUCUCCGAGGGGCAACCACUCUCGCUUUGCGCUGGAGAUCCUCACGGUGGAAGAGGGAGGCAGACAGCAACGCUUGGAGUCCAUCCGCUCCAUUGAUGACGAGUAUACGCCGACGAUAUUCGAGAUGGCCCAGCUGGUUUCCAUACCGUUGAACCACAGCCCUGGGUCAAGCUUCCUCCAGUGGAAGACGGCCGCGUACAGCUCCUGGGAUGCCAAGCGCGAGGACACAGUUCAUUGCCAAUACUACCCGCUGCAGACAGAAAACCGCACAGUUCCUCAGUCUAGCAUUGCGCACGCCUACUUCGACGAGCUCAGAAGCGGCCAUGGUGUGGCAGCCAUCAAUAUUUCUUUUGGAAGUGAAGACCAAGAGGCUUAUGAAGAAAAGGGCUACAUACGCUGGUCUGCGCUGAUUGGCUUUGGCAAGCCCCCCCAGGAAAUGUUUUCUCCGCUCGUGAUCGCCAUCCUGGCAGUGGCGCUAGGGACCCCGGUGGUGCUCCUGGUGGGCGGAAGCGUCGCCGCACUGCUGAAACGGACGAAGCAGAGUUCAGAGUAUGAGCCCAUCAACUGAUCAGCAGGGGGCAACGUAUCCUGGGCUGCGUGACCAAAGAGCUUGCUGGCUCAAGCCUGUGGCUGACUCCCCCGGGGGCACCCGAUUGCAGCUGUGUCUGGGGUGUGUUAACUUUAGAUUUGCGGUGGCUGAACUGUUUCCAGUCGGUGGGGAUCUCCCACUCUCCUCCUUUGCCUUCUGUGGUGCUGACUUGGAGAGGUUGAUCGUCUUGUCUUGAGAGCAGUAGCGUAUUGCAGAGGGGGAGGAAGAGAGCAUCUUGCUCUUCGCCUGCCCUGCCUUGACAUUUCCCCCCCUCCUAGCACUGCAACGCGACUUGGAAAUGAUCCCAGCUCUGUGGAGUCCCCUGCCCCACCACCACCAUGCAUGGAGCACAAUUCUGAAUACCAGGGAUGCUCCUGUCAAAAGUCGAGGUCAGGAAUUUCCUAGCCUGUGGACCUCCCGGAUGUUGCUGAACUACAACUCCCAUCACCCCCAGCCAGUGUUCCCCCUAAUGCAAGGAUUCUCAACCUUGAGUCCCCAGAUGUUAUUGGACUUCAACUCCCAUAAUCCCCAGCCCCAAUGGCCUUUGAUUGGGGAUUCUGGAAGUCCAUCAGCAUCUGGGGACCCAAGGUUGAGAACCCCUGCUCUAAUUGGGGGUUCCCAGAUGUUGUGGACUACAACUCCCAGAAACCCCAGCUGCAAUGGCUUUUGCUUGGGGAUUAUGGGAGUUGUAGUCUACAACAUCUGGGAAUCCCUGCUAGAGGGAACACCAGCUGAUGGAAGUUGUAGUUCAGCCACAGGUUGGAAAGCCCUGUUCUAGACUGUAUGCUCCUCGGGGCAGGGACCUUUUGUUCUGCUCAAAGAGCCAUUUCUUUGAUUUAGAGAGUGGAGCUUGCCCAAGAAUCUGUGCUUUCCUCCUCAAUGCCAUGUUCCCCUGCCCCCCCACCUGGAGAGAAGCCUUGGUCCCAAAGGAAAAUGAAUGAGCCUUGCUCUCUUUGCACAGAAAUUCAAUUUAAAAUAUCAGAAAGAAUCUCUCUACCGUUUUGCCAGUCCACAGAAAGUGCUGUUUUUAAGAGUGUGUGGGGUUUUGUGGGGGUUGGGUUUUAUUUUUUGCUGCUUUCCUCCCUUGCCCCCCCCCAACCCUGGGACUCAAGUUGCUUUUAAGAUGCUGUCUUUUAAACUAUAUUUUCAUUCAAUCCUCACCACUCAGACUCCUCCUCCUCCUCCCAAGAUAAGUUUUGUUUUUUAAUUCUGUGACAUUUCUGUCUCCAACGCAAUCGGUUACAUUUGUGGAAAAUCGGGUUUUAAUGCCCUGUGGUUGCCAACUCCUCUUCUGACCAAGUUUCCUGUGCCAUAGUGAAACCAUUUCCUAACCUUACACUUUGGGGAUGGUGAUCUCUGCAGCAGUUCCUCUAGCUGUGAAUGACCUACUUUUUUUUAAAGUGGCAUCACUUAGAUUUUUCCCCACCAUGUAGCUUGCCAAAGGCAUAGGAGCACUGGUUGGGGAAGGAGCUGGCACCACUGGUUCUAAAGGGCAAACCACUAGUUGUGGUGUUUACAGGCUGCUGACCACCAAAAGAAAAAAGGGGAAAAGAUGCAAUUGCACUAUUGAUUGACUGUGGGGGGAAAUGUACUUUUCUCCUUAGAACUUAGUUUCCAGUUCUCAUGUAUCCGCCUCACUGUAAAUAAAUUGGUUAUCUGUGCCUCUCCCCUGUCAGUGGGGAAGGUGGAUGUGGAGUUGUGUCAAAUCUAGGACCUGGUCACCUAGACUGUGGUCCUCUGGAUUUUGCUGAACUACAACUCCCAUCAUCCCUAAUAAAUUGUUGCUGGGGCUGAUGGGAGUUGGGGAAUCUAAACCUAGAAGAAUUCAGCCACAUCAGGGUUAGAUCAUCUGUACCUUAAUGAGGUCCGGCCAGAUGCCCAAGCUUGCUGGUGCUGGCGGCUGCCACGUUUCUGUUCCUUGAGGGAGGCCACCUGGCAGUGUUCCCUGUAACAUGGGAUCCCAGCUGGUGUUGACUACAACUCCCAGCAUCCCCAGCCAAAGACCAUUGCAGCUGAGGAGGCUGGGAGAUGUAGUCAACAACAGCUGGGAUUCCACGUUACAGCAAAUACUGGCACCUGGCAUCUUGGCACCCAUGGGAUGCUCACCGUGACUACAACUCCCAGAAUUCCCAGCUGCACUGGCCAUUGGCUGGGGAUUCUGGGAGUUGAGGUCAACAACAGGAGGGAAUCCCUGUAACAGGGAACACUCACCUUGACCCAGGAGAGCAGGGCUGAAUAAUGUGAGCUCUUCUGCUUUUGGACUACGGCUCCCAGAAUCCCCAGUGGCCAAGAGUCAGGGGUGAUGGGCCAAAAUUGUGCAUUAAUUCUGCACUGGAACAGGGGUCUCUGGGCUGUAGUGCUCCAGAAGUUGCUGAACCACACCUCCCAGCAGCUCUGGCCACAACUGAUUGGUGACCCCUGUGUGAGAGGAACUGCCUGCCUCUCAAGAUAGCAUCGGAACGGUGCGAAUAUCGUUUCCUUUCCGAAGCGGGCUGGUUCGGGUCUCAAUCUUUCUUUUCCGAUACUUGGUAUUGUAACGCAGUCAACUGACCUUCCACUUUGUGAGGGUUUCUGUAAGGGGGGCUGAGAGAUGUUCUCCCUCACCCCACCGUUUGCUGUUCUUGGACCAAUUAAAGAGAGUUUUUAUUUUCA